Nylanderia fulva is the source of this 5588-nucleotide messenger RNA. Lineage: Eukaryota; Metazoa; Arthropoda; Insecta; Hymenoptera; Formicidae. The record is from RefSeq and is a predicted model, not a curated record.
CUCUCCUCCUUUACCUAGAAUGGCAUCUAUAUUCCUCCAGUUGUUGCCAGUCCUUCAUGUAUCUAUACAAUUCAUAAUCGGAUCGUACCAUUUGUCAUUGUAGUGUAAACACGUGCUAUUAUUCGGAGUAGAUGCAUAACGUAUAAUUAUUUUUCCAGAAAUUAACGAGAGAUCAAGACUAUACGACGUGAUCCUAAGUGAUUGAAUAAAAAUACGAGACUAGAAAGGAAAAUAUAAUUUAUAAGAGAUAUAUUAAGAGAUUCACACAAACAAGUUGGUUAACAUUCGUUGCAUUUAUAUUAUUGUUCCUUCACGCAUUCCCGACUCACUGAAUACUGAUCUCUCACUCGGAUAUCUUCGAAAGCUAUAUAUACAAAGCGUAGGCUGUGAUAUACAAAUCGAGAAUUUCCAAAACAUAUUCUAUUAAGAACGUUUAAAAUAUUUGCUGCACUGCUGAAUAAAACGAGAACGAUUAUGUGAUACAAAAAAUUUGUUUAUUAUGACAAAAUAUUUUAAUGCUGUCGCAAAUAUACUUCGACGAACACGAUAAGAAAGAUGAUAAAUGACUACUUAUUAAUUAUAUAUCUGUGAUUCUUCAUUCAUUCCACAUAAAGAUAUAUAUUUAAAAUAAAUAUAUAAAAUACAAAAGAGCAAGAAAUUAAAAUGAAGACAUCCUGGUUUCCUCGUCUAAUUGCUCAUCAUCCAUAUAUUAUUUUGAUGGUGAUUUUUGCAUUUUCGUCAAUAUGUCUAAUUAUUCCUCUUACAACUAAAAAGCUUCCAGAUUUUUCAGAUCCUCAAAUGGGCUUUGAGGCAAGAGGUUCAGUUUUAGCACAAAGGCUCACAGCUUGGCAUAAUUUAAUAGAGGAAGCUACAAAAACAAGAGGAGAACUUACUGGUAAUCCUUUGGAAUAUCAUCAAUACCUACGUCAACUAAAUCAACAGUCUAGUAUGCAUCAACAAAACCAUAGUUUGUCUACUUCGGGUAUUCUGAAAAUAAAGUCAAAAGAUAAAAAUAAACAAAAAGAACAAAAACAUCCAAAGCUAUUAAAUAUCACAAGCUUGAAAGAAACAAGCGAUGAGAAUAAAGAUAAAUGGGGCGAAUUAAGAGAAUUGAAGGAUGAGGAUGAUAUGGAUAUUAUGGAUGACAAGAAUCGCAAUCAUUUUGAUAAUGAUUUUUUUUGCAAUUUACCAACAUCUUCAUACGCUCGUGUUGUAAUUGCUGUGGAUUCUGAAGAGAAAAAUUUGUGGUCUAUGGAAGGCAUAUUAGCUCAAUGUCAUAUUGAUGAUGUCCUUCGUGCAAAUGCUCAUUUUUCAUCUCUUUGUCAGACAGAAGAGCAUAAUAGUCAUAAAUGUUGCAGAAGUUGGUCACCAGCCAACUAUGUAGCUCUCUUGUCGAACCGCUCUUCUUGUCUUGGAGUAACAGAAAAUGAUCUGAGUAGAGUGAAAACGCUUUUGCAACAAUGUGCUUCUUAUUAUCAUAAUCAUAAAUUAUUGCCUAACUGUGCAGAAGAUUUCGAUUGCCAAAAAGAUGUGCCAACUGAAUGUUACAUGAGAAAUGCAGCCUAUCAUUUGCUACACUAUCUUUUGGAUGUUAAUUUUAUUCCGAAGAUAGAACCGAAAAAUAAACAAAAUUUGACAUUGCAGUCUGCCAUGUUAUUUCUUCCGAUUGCGGCAAGCUCUGCAGCUAUAGAUUUUUAUAAAGCGAUAGAGAACGAUGAUUUAAUGUACGGAAACUUUCGUGUUCAAGGCAUGCAACUUGGCCUAAAAAGUACAUUAUUUGACAGACUAUUAAUAUCUGAUGCAAGUUUAGUACUUGCUGGUUUUCUCUUUGUUACUCUUUGCAUUUUGGCUUACACUGGCUCUAUAGUGUUGACCAUAACUACAAUUUUCGCAGUGAUUUUUAGUCUUGGUAUUUCAUACGCAGUGUACACUUUGGUCUUACGUAUUGAGUUCUUUCCGUUUAUGAAUAUUAUGGCUAUUGUUGUUGCUGUAGGCAUUGGAGCAGAUGAUGCAUUCAUAUAUUGCAAAGUAUGGGAAUCUGAAAAGCAGCAGAAGCUUUCAAAUGGUGGAUUAGUACAUUUAGUACAAACAACAAUGAAACAUGCUGUUCCAUCUAUGUUUGUAACAUCUCUUACUACUGCAGUAGCUUUCUUUGCAUCAAUUAUUAGCAAUGUUACUUCUAUAAAUUGUUUCAGUUUAUUUGCAGGCAUAACAGUUAUUGUUAACUUCUUCUUGAUGAUCACAUGGUUACCAGCAUGUGUGGUUGUGUCAGAGCAUUGUAAAUUCGCUACUUUAUCGCCUCUCAAUUUUAUUACCAGAAAGAUUAUUCGUCCCCUACAAUCCUUAGGAGACAAAGUAACAAAAGGAUUUACGGCCUUUCUUACUGGAAUAGUAAUUAGUUUACGAUGGUUGUUGUUGCUGAGUUUGGGAACUAUCGCAAUAAUAUGCUGUAUUAUCGUUUUCCAUCAUCCGGGUCUACAAGUGCCGGAUUAUAUUGAUUUUCAGUUGUUCCAUAAUACACAUCCAUUUGAGCGAUAUGAUUUAAAAUAUUCGCAAAAAUUUUGGUUUGAACGAUAUGAAAUGAUUGGUAGUGGUGGUGACGUUGAUGAUGACGUUGGUGGUGACGGUGGUGGUGAAGUUUUACCAUUGAGAUUUGUAUGGGGUAUAAAACCGACCGACAAUGGCGAUUAUCUUAAUCCUCGCGAAAAAGGAACACUAGACUAUGAUACAUCAUUCGAUAUAUCGAAUCCAAAGUCACAAAAAUGGCUCGACCGAUUUUGCAAAGAUUUACGAAGUCAACCGUUCUAUCGUAGUACUUCGGGACCUAUGUUACUAAAUUGUUUCAUCGAACCGUUAUAUGAGUGGAUGAAAAGACGUUGUAAAAGUCCCAUUAAACCAUAUGUCGACGAAAACUUGCCAUGCUGCGAAAGUAACAUGUUUCCAUAUAAACCCAGUAUCCUGCAACAGUGCGCGGCUGAAUUGAGUAUGAAGAUAUAUAACACGCCUCAUAAGUGGAUUCAGAACAAUCCAGUUUUUGCAGGUCCAAAAUUUUUCAAUGACCCAUUUUUUUCUUCGAACGAUACACUUUCAGUUAAAGUAACGCCUAAGAUUAAAGCGCUUAUUGUUGAAUAUGAUAGUACUUACGCGUAUACUCUCUCGUUUGCGAAGAUGGAUAAAUUUUUUCAUCAGGUUGAAAGUUGGAUGCAAGAUCAAUUACGAAGUGCGCCCAGAGGCAUGAGAGGUGGAUGGUUCAUUAGUAGACUUGAAUUUUACGAAUUGCAGCGCACUUUGUAUGAAGGCACCAUAUGGACAAUGGGAGUAUCGUUAGCUUUGGCUCUAAUAGUAUUAGUGAUGGUCACUUUAAACCCCCUUGUCAGUCUAUACGCCAUUGUAACUGUUGGUGCUACUAUAAUAGUAACUGUCGCUAUACUUAUUCUUUUUGGUUGGAAACUUGAUGUCUUGGAAAGUGUUGCAAUAUCCACUGCUAUAGGACUUGCUGUAGACUUUAGUUUGCAUUACGCUGUAAGUUAUAGAACAUGUAUUUUUGAGAAAAAAAUAGAUAGGGUAAGAGCAGCGCUGGAGAAAAUGGGUGGUCCAACUCUUAUGGCAGCAAUCACAAGCGGAGCUGCUGGUGCUUUAAUGUUACCUUCUCAUGUAUUGGCAUAUAUACAAAUUGGUAUUUUUUUGCUGCUCGUGAUGAGCAUAAGUUGGAUAUAUGCCACGUUGUUCUUAUGCUCGAUGUUAGCGAUAAUAGGACCAUCUUCUCGUUUUGCUCAGUUUGAAUAUUCCAGAGCAGAUCAUAAAUCUCUCGGAGGACUCGGUACGAGUCGCUGGUUGGAAGCACUUUGGGAACCAAGUGCAGGUUUAUUUGCUUUGCCAGGUGGACUUGAUAUGUUAGAUAUAAGUGGCGAUGGAGAUGCUAGGCUCAUUUGUGCUGAUUUAGGACCAGUAGGAGAUGACUCGACAAAGAUACGAGUAUAUAAAGGAGGUGAUCAAGUAACUGAACAUAACAUGAUGGAUCCACCUUGUGGUGUAGUUGGUUUUUAUACAGAAAAUGGAGAACAUCGCUCGUCUGUAAUAGCUGUAGGAGCUGGGGCCAGUGUAUAUAUUUUCAAAAAUAUGAGACCCUUUUUCAAGUAUUGUCUGCCACACAUUGACGCUCAUCCAAAAGAACGAGAGAUUUGGCAUAAAUGCGGAUUGGAUGAGGAAAUAAAUGUGCUGACACUUGUGGAUGAUUUGGAACUAUUGCUAAAAGAACUCGGUGCAUCAUAUCUUUCACCUCGCACAUUAAAAUUUCUGUCUCUGGACAAUAAUUUACGAUUGAGCUUUGUCGAGCAGUAUAGAAGGCUACCGCUUGUCAAAGUCAAUGCUCUAACAACAAUUGCAAUCAUCCGGAGGGAUUCAUGGAAUGAUCCCGCCAGUAGCUGUUUAAUAUUAGGAACUGAGGUUGGCGAAGUUCUCAUUUUGGAUCCUAGAGCUUUUUCAAUCAUGGAUAAACAUCAGUUAGAGUGGCCACCAGUGUCAUUUGCCAGUUGUGGUUUAUGGACUGGUGAUGGUCGCAUAAUGGUCAUCGGAAGGGAUGGAAAAAUAGGAGCAAUUAGAAGAGGAAGUCCUGUAAAACUUUGGGAACCAUUGCCAGCACCAGCAGUAGCUAUUUCCAUUCUUACUUCUGAAGGUGCUGCAGUAGCUGUUAUGGAUGGUACUUUAGUAGGAUUUUCAAAAAGAGGAAUUAAAUUAUGGUAUAUCAGUAUUCCUGGCAUGAUAUUAGAUUUAGUGAGUUUACCAGUACCGCAAAGUGGACUAUCGUUAUUAGCUGUAAGCACAGCAGGCUAUGGAGUACGCAUUUAUGAUGGAAAACAUCAUGUGGAUACAGUGAAAAUUAUGGAACCUGUAUCUGCUCUUAAGUAUGGACGAAUGGGACAAGAGGAACGAACAAUAGCUAUGAUUACUGUCGGCGGAGGUUUAUGUAUGAAGAUAUUAAAACGCACUGCUGAUUUCAAUGUGAACAAUUCAAUAUCAAAUUCGUCAUCAUGCAAUACAUCCAAGUUCUCUAUACCAAAAAAAACACGAUUAUUUGUCGAUCAAACGAUAAGAGAGAGAGCCGAAGCGAAGAAAAUUCAUAACACCUUUCAGCAAGGCUUUCUUCGUUUACGUUUAACAACUGCUAAACGAGCAUCCGAAAAUUUAAGCGAAACUCAAGUAACAGGACCAAAUCCUAUUACAUUGGAAGCAAAUGUCCUCGGUUUGGGUCCCAAUUACAUGAUUCGAAUUAUAGUAACAAAUAUCUCUGAAGGUUUAUCAUAUACAGAAUUGUAUCUUCUCUGUAGACCCGAGGAUACUGAUGUGAAUCCUCGUGUGAUAGAUUUGCCUUUGUUACCCAGUGCUAUACCUAUACCUAUAACUGUUAGCGCGAACUUAAAAGGCCAAAUAUCGGGAAAGAUUAAGAUAUUACUAUGCAAAAAAUCAAAUCCAAAACCUUUAGCUGUAACGACUGUAAUUUUGCCAGCUGCUGAAGAAGAUUUUGAAAUCUAAAGAAUACAGUUAUAUAAAUUUUAAAUAAAAAUUGUCAUGUGUUAUCACUUUUUAGA